UUCCAAGGCCACAUAAACCCAAUGCUUCAGUUGGGUAGCAUCCUCCACUCCAAUGGCUUCUCCAUCACCGUCCUUCACGCCCAAUACAACUCCCCCGACCCUUCAAUCCACCCAGAUUUCAGCUUUGUUCCCUUGCCAGACACCUCACCUGACUACGACAUCUUAACUGGCGACACAUUAGCUUUUCUAUUGCAGCUCAACGCCAAUUGCGAAGCUGGUUUCCGAGAAUGCUUGGCUACUGAAGCGAUGAGGCAACAUGGCUCCGACGAUGGAAUCGCCUGCAUUAUCUACGACGACUACAUGUACUUCACUCAAGAAACGGCAAAGGAUAUGAAUCUUCCAAGCAUCAUCUUACGCACAAUUAGUGUUUCCAGUUUUCUUGCUCGUAAUGCCCUUUUCCAACUAAAGGCAGAAGGCCACAUUCCCUUCCCAGAAUCUAAGACACAUGACCCGGCUCCGGAGCUUUAUCCACUCAGGUUCAAGGAUCUACCUCUCUCCAUUUUUACAAAUUUAGAAACCUUUUUACAAGUAGUGAGUAAAGUUUCUGGCAAUAAAACAUCUUUGGCCAUCAUUCAUAAUACAAUUGACUACCUUGAAAAUUCAUCAUUGGCGAAGAUACAACAACAAUAUCAAGUUCCAAUUUUCCCAAUAGGCCCUAUGCAUAGGAUUGCCUCGGCCUCCUCUAGUAGCUUAUUGGAAGAGGAUAUUAGCUGCUUGGCGUGGCUUGAUAAGCAAAGUUGUAACUCAGUCAUUUAUGUAAGCUUAGGAAGCAUAGCAUUCAUGGACGUCAAAGAUCUUGUUGAGAUGGCUUGGGGGCUAGCAAACAGCCAGCAACCUUUCUUGUGGGUGGUUCGACCAGGCUCAAUUCGUGGUGCAGAAUGGAUUGAAGUACUGCCCCAAGGUUUCAAAGAAAGCAUUGGCGAGAGGGGUUAUAUUGUGAAAUGGGCACCCCAACAAGAAGUUUUGGCGCACCGUGCAGUGGGAGGAUUUUUGAGCCAUUGUGGAUGGAAUUCAACGCUUGAGAGUAUUUGUGAAGGAGUUCCAAUGAUAUGUAUACCAUGUUUCGGGGACCAAAGAGUGAAUGCAAGGUAUGUGAGCCAUAUAUGGAGGGUAGGCUUCGAAUUGGAGGGUAAGUUGGAGAGAGGUGAGAUAGAGAGAGUUGUAAGAAAACUUUUAGUGGAUGAAGAAGGAAACGAGAUGCGAAAAAGGGGCAAGAUUUUGAAGGAGAGAGUCGAACUUUGCACUAGAGAUGGUGGUUCUUCCAAUAACUCGUUGAACCAGCUAAUAGAGCUGAUUAUGUCACUUUAAUUUCAC
Messenger RNA from Corylus avellana, 1314 nucleotides. RefSeq names its product UDP-glycosyltransferase 76E2-like. The record is from RefSeq and is a predicted model, not a curated record. Lineage: Eukaryota; Viridiplantae; Streptophyta; Magnoliopsida; Fagales; Betulaceae. Gene Ontology annotation, molecular function: quercetin 7-O-glucosyltransferase activity; quercetin 3-O-glucosyltransferase activity.